CGUGGGGUCGGCGUCUGCGCGGGAUGCUGCGUGGUCUUGUAUGAUGACGGCGCACUAGAGCUGCGGAACGCAGUGCGGGUUGCGAGAGGGUAUGCGAGGCGGCCUAGAUCGUGGAGUGGUGCGCGAUGAACGAGAGUGUUGGGACUCUAGCUCUUGCUUUUACCGGAACUGGAAUUCCCCAAGCUGGUAUUCUGUAUAUCGGUCUAUUCGAAGCGUCUAGAUGGCUACAUCUGGACUCCUCCAGUGCUUGCGGCUGCUCAGUAAUGAACUCUAUCGGCCCGUUUCUCGUCUACAACAUACUCUGCUCCCUCAAGUCCAUUUUUACUUACUUCUUCAGUAGCUAUGAUCUCAUUCGCCAUGUCAUCGUGAGGUUGUGGCGGUAGCUGGAGCGUCGCUACGUGCUGCGCUGUAGGACCUAUCGAGUG
Molecule: messenger RNA, 425 nt
Organism: Didymella exigua CBS 183.55
Lineage: Eukaryota; Fungi; Ascomycota; Dothideomycetes; Pleosporales; Didymellaceae
Exons: 1
Coding region: 126-383 (85 amino acids)
Source: RefSeq, a predicted model, not a curated record